Molecule: messenger RNA, 3754 nt
Organism: Ictalurus furcatus (blue catfish)
Lineage: Eukaryota; Metazoa; Chordata; Actinopteri; Siluriformes; Ictaluridae
Product: E3 ubiquitin-protein ligase TRIM35-like
Exons: 6
Coding region: 1208-2620 (470 amino acids)
Molecular function (GO): protein binding; zinc ion binding
Source: RefSeq, a predicted model, not a curated record
CACGAAGACUAAAAAGGUAGAUCAUAUAACUCCAGUCCUGAGGUCGUUGCACUGGCUUCCUGUCUGUAAAGAAUUGAUUUUAAAAUACUGCUGUUGGUUUAUAAAGCACUGAAUGGUUUGGGUCCAAUAUAUAUUUCUGAUCUACUGGUACAUUACGAACCAUCCGACCCCUGAGGUCGUCUGGAACAGGUCUGCUUUCUGUUCCCAGAGUCAAAACUAAAUGUGGAGAAGCAGCAUUUAGUUUUUAUGCUCCACAUAUCUGGAACAAACUCCCAGAAAACUGCAGAUCUGCCAAAACUCUCAGUUCUAUUAAAUCAAGACUGAAGGCUUUUCUUUUUGCUGCUGCUUUUAAUUAAAUCAUCAAGGUAUUUUAAUUCAUAUUUAUGCUGCACCGUAACCGUUUUAAUCUGUUGUUAAUUUUUUUGUUUUUAUUUUUAUUACUUUUUUAUUUAUUUUUAUAUAUUUUCUAUGAACUCUUUUUAAUGUCUUUUCUUUUUAAAUGUUGCUUUGUGAUGCAUUUAUGUUUUAUGUAAAGCACUUUGAAUUACCAUGUUGUUGAAAAUGUGCUAUAGAAAUAAAUUUGUCUUGCCUUUCAGUGAACAUUGUAAAGCUCUUGUAUUUCACUUAAGUUUAAGAUUAGAAUUUUUUUCACAUUCAAACAGAGAUGGGUUUCAUAUACUUAAAAAUAACUCAUAUUGUGUUACACUACAUUAAAGUUAUUUUAAUUAUUAUUUUUGUUACACAAAGGCAUAAAAGAUGUAGGGGGAGGCAACAAUUCACAUGUCCUGUUUUGAAGAAUGGGGCCCGAUAAAUUUUUAUUCUCAGUCCAGAAGACAAGUGCUGUUAAUGAACUCGUAGUCAGAAUUUAAACAGAAGUGAUCUUUAUCUGCUGUUUCUGCUGUCAGUGAUGAGUGGAACAGGUCAUACCUGUCUCUCUAAAACUCCUCCCAUUAAGGAAGUGCAGAGUCCGAGAGGACUGCAGUCCUUUUGCAGUGUUCUGCUCUGGUGAGUUUAGUUUUAUUCUCGGUUUAUGGAGAAUUCUGAGUCUCAUUUUCAGCUCUGUGAAAGGAAGUGAUUACUAACUGGACCUGCAAAGUCGUAUAUUAACUUUAAACAAACCUGAAAUCAGGGUGUGAUUACUUUUGAUCAAAGUGAAAGUGAAUCUGAACAUUCGGACUGGAGAGAACAACAACAGCAGCAAAAUAAAAUGGCUUCUAAGUUUUCAAAGGAGGAUUUCUCUUGUCCUGUGUGCUGUGAAAUCUUCACGGAUCCUGUUGUUCUGCGCUGCAGUCACAGUGUGUGUAAAGUGUGUUUGCAGAAGUUCUGGGAGACCAAAGGAUCCAGAGAAUGUCCUGUUUGUAGGAGGAAGUCGUCUAUGGAGGAACCUCCCACAAAUCUGGCCUUAAAGAACCUGUGUGAGACUUUCUUACAGGAGAGAAGUCAGAGAUCUUCAUCAGCGUCUGAAACAGUCUGCAGUCUGCACAGUGAGAAACUCAAACUCUUCUGUCUGGAUGAUCAACAGCCGGUGUGUUUGGUGUGUCGAGAUUCAAAAAUACACACCAACCAUAAAUUCUGCCCCAUUGAUGAGGCAUUAACAGACCGUAAGGAGGACCUGAAAACUGCUCUGAAGCCCCUACAGGAGAAACUGAAGAUCUUUAAAGACUGUAAACUGAACUGGAGUCAGACUGCAGAACAUAUAAAGAUUCAGGCCCAACACACAGAGCGGCAGAUUAAGGAGGAGUUUGAGAAGCUUCACCAGGUUCUACGAGAUGAAGAGGCAGCCAGGAUAGCUGCACUGAGAGAGGAAGAGGAGCAGAAGGGUCAGAUGAUGAAGGAGAAGAUUGAGAAGCUGAGCAGAGACAUAUCAUCUCUUUCAGACACAAUCAGAGGCGUAGAAGAGGAGAUGAGAGCUGAAGACGUCUCGUUCUUACAAAACUACAAGGCCACAGUGAAAAGAGCUCAGUGCACACUGCAGCAUCCAGAGGAGCUUUCAGGACCACUGAUCCAUGUGGCAAAACAUCUGGACAACCUGAAGUUCAGAGUCUGGGAGAAGAUGCAGGACGCUGUCCAAUACACACCUGUAACUCUGGACCCCAACACUGCUCAUCCUAAACUCAUUGUAUCUGAUGAUCUGACCAGUGUGAGAUUCAGUGAUGAGAAACAGAAGCUUCCUGAUAAUCCAGAGAGAUUUGAUGAUUAUUGCUGUAUCCUGGGCUCUGAGGUCUUUAACUCAGGGACACACUGCUGGGACGUUGAAGUAGGAGACUGUACAGGGUGGUUAGUGGGUGUGAUGACAGAAUCUGCUCAGAGGAAGGGAGAGAUAUUCUCCAGAAGUGGAAUCUGGUGUGUGUGGUAUUCUGGUGGUAAAUAUAGAACAUGUUCUACACCACAGCCACACACUCUCCUCUCAGUAACACAGAAGCUCCAGAGGAUCAGAGUGCAGCUGGACUGGAACAGAGGAAAGCUGUCGUUCUCUGACCCUCUCACUAACACACACAUACACACUUUCACACACACAUUUACUGAUAAAUUACUGCCAUUUAUAUGGGUUGCUUGUGAUAAAUCUCCUGUAAAGAUCCUCCCACUUCAGUGCUCUGUAAGAGUGAAUCAGAUCAGUUAAAGCUGAUAUUGUUUUAUUCCAAUUCAUUAAUGAAAUAUUGCUGAUGAAAAGAUUCACGUUCUUUGUGAAAGUCUGUUUUUACUGAAGCACUGAACACUUCAUUGUGGAAUUUAUUUUGAAGUGUGUAACGACACAAGACGGUUAACAGGAAGUAAGCGCAGGAGCAAUGUCUUUAUUAAUAAACCAAGCAAACAAAACACAGGGAACGCGGUCUAUACUGAACUAGACUAGCUAGAUUAAACAUGGGACUAGAGUCUAGGCAUUACACGAAAACAGGACAUGGAAAUAAGACCGCUAGCAUGCUGCACGCAUUCGCUACUACAUUCAAACAUAUGGCUCUAAUACUGCGCGAAGUGCACAGCAACACAAGGGGUUUAAAUAACCAACAUAAUUAAACUAAAUCACCGACACCUGGAGUAAAUCAACCAACGCUUGCACACAGGGAGAAUCAAAACAAACGAACCGCGCGUGUCCAUAUACAAGAGUCUCGUGCACGCGCGCUCAGCAGCAGUCUUUGCGCUUCGACGCCGCAGCGCCCUCUGCCGGCGGUAGCGUAACAAAGUGUUCUAUUAUUAUUUCGACUCAUCUUAUCAGUUACAUCAAAAUAAUGUGUAAACUCAAAAUAAUAAGAUAAUAUCUCAGAUAUUAAUAUAUCUUGAAAUUCCAAGAUAUUCAUUGAAAUAUUUUAAGUGAAAAUAACGACCUACUGUGUUGAAAUAAUGAAUUAUUAAAUAAAAAAUAAUGGGAUAAAGUUCAAAUAACCACAUAGUACAUUUCCCCACAACUUUCAGUUCAGGGCUUCCAGAAACAAAUAAACCACAGAAUGAAUUUAAAAUCAUAAAAAUAUGUUUAAACAUAGAUCUCUAUCUCUAUUCAUUUUAUUCCUGAAUUUAAAUCAUUGUAAAUAAACUGAGGCUUUGAAGACUGGUGUCUUUACUGUAUUUGUAUUGUUAGCGCUAUGCUGUUAAUCCUGGGUGAAAUGUUUAGCUGGAUGUGUGUGUUAUGUGUGAAAUUGUGCAGUGGAGGAGAAUUCAAAUUGAGCUCUAAGUUUCCCUCCACCAGCAGUUUGUGGUUUUGUAAAGAUCAGAUGGAUCUGUAUGUUAAUCCUGCAUUAGGUGCUGAUUCACAAUUUAA